Molecule: messenger RNA, 1500 nt
Organism: Microthlaspi erraticum
Lineage: Eukaryota; Viridiplantae; Streptophyta; Magnoliopsida; Brassicales; Brassicaceae
Source: the annotation of a GenBank genome assembly
AUGGUUUCUUCUUCUUCUUCUUCACCAUCGGAAGUAAAGAUUAUCUCGGAAUGCUUCGUGAAACCCAAAACCCUCCCUGAAAAAUGGAAAGAGUCAUACCAUUUAACAGCAACGGAGCAUGUGCUGCUUCCAUUUCAAUACAUCCAAAAGGGUCUUCUCUUUCUCAAACCAUCAAUUCCUGAGUCUGAUGAUGCAAUACUCAAACAGAAAGAUUUCAUGGAGACUUGGCUGCUUAAGCUUAAAGACUCUCUAGCCACAACACUCUUCCAUUUCUAUCCGCUCGCUGGUCGGUUCUCGACUUUGGAAACCGACAAUCCAAGAUCUCACUCGGUGUUUGUAGACUGUAAUAACAGCCCUGGAGCUGGAUUCAUCUAUGCCACAUCGGAUCUUAGUGUAUCAGACAUUGUUGAGCCCAAAUAUAUUCCUUUGGUUGUUCAAUCUUUCUUUGACCAUCACAAAGCUGUGAACCGCGAUGGUCACACCACGAGUCUCUUAUCAGUCAAGGUAACAGAAUUGGUAGAUGGAGUGUUCAUAGGAAUGUCUAUGAACCAUUCGAUUGGAGAUGGAAGUUCCUUCUGGCAGUUCUUUAACUCUUUCUCUCAGAUCUUCAAUUCACAUGAAGAAACCAUUGAUAACAACAACAAACUGUUUUGUCUCAAGAACCCACCAAUCUUUCGUGAAGUGUCCGGUCCUAUUUACAGCCUUCCCUACAGUAAACCUAAUGAGUCGUCGAGUCAAGGAAUGGAAUCUCCUCCGGCUCUCAAGCAGAGAAUGUUCCAUUUCUCAUCUGAAACAUUGACAUCACUGAAAGCAAAGGCGAAUCAAGAUUGCGGAACAACAGAAAUCUCUUCUUUGCAGUCCUUAUCCGCAUUUAUGUGGAGAAGCAUCACAAGAGCAAGGAAGCUACCAAACGAUCAAGAAACUAGUUGCAGGCUUGCCGUUGGCAUCAGAUCAAGAAUGGAUCCACCAUUGCCGGUGGAUCUCUUUGGAGUUUACAUCUCUGUCGCGACAACUACUACCAAAACUGGUAAUCUGUUGGAGAACGAGUUAGGAUGGGCUGCUUCAAAAGUGCAUCAAGUUGUGACCGAACAAACAAGCGAAAAGAUCUCUUCCGCCUUGGAUCGAUACCUGAAGCUGACUCCUUCUGAUAUCAGUGUAAAGCGACUUUUCCCACCGACCCUUGUUCAUAUGGGAAGCUCUCCGAGGUUUAACAAGUACGGAUGCGAGUUUGGGAUGGGGAAAGCAGUGGCGGCCAGAAGCGGUUACUGCGGUAAGUAUGACGGGAAGGUAUCAGCUUAUCCGGGAAGAGAAGGAGGAGGAAGCAUAGAUUUGGAAGUGUGUCUUCUUCCACAGUUUAUGAAGCUUUGGAAUCAGAUCAAGAGUUCAUGUCCCUUGUUGAUCCUGUUCCUAUUUUCUAGGUACAAAACGAAAGUUGUUUCCUGUUUGUGUCUCUUUGUUCUGUUACUCUGUUUUGUUCGGUUUCCUACUGCUGUUGUUUGA